AAGUCUCUCUCUCUCCAACUUCCCUUUAUCCUCUUUGUCUCUUUCUUACAAUUAUUAUCUAAUCUAGGAAAAAUUUUCGGGUCUUCUUUCUUUUGUAUUUCUAUUUGGGGGUUCUGGGGUUUCAUGGGAUUUUAAAUUUUUUUAAUUUCUUUAUAGUCCGUACAAUUGCCGGCGACCCAAUUGAAGGUUUUCCUGGCAGACCCAGAUCGGAUCCAGUCCGGCGGUGCUCCGUUGGGGCUGCAUUGUGGUAUUCGUUGUUCUUGAGAUGAACUCGGAUGGUAAAAAGUUGCAUUUCUAGGUUUGGUUUCAUGGGGAUUUGUUUUAGUAUUGAAGAACAGGAAAAACUACAUCAGAAGCAACAGAAACAACGAGGAGGGAAGCAACGAUUAUCAUCCUCAUCAUUCAUGACGAGUUCAACAGGACAGGAAUCUCCCCAAAUUCUGGGUAAACCAAGUAAUCCGGAGUCCUUUCAGAACCGACGUCCAAUCAGAACUCCAUUGGUUCCCAAGAAUGUCACAGACCUGCGCCAAAACCCUGGGUAUAGUAAUGUCAAUAACUUUACAUAUGAGGAGAUGACGUUAGCCACAAAGCGUUUCCGGCCAGACUAUAUUCUUGGUGAGGGUGGGUUUGGAGUUGUUUAUAAGGGAGUCAUUGAUGAGAGCGUGAGGCCUGGCUACAAGAAGACGAAUGUUGCAAUCAAGGUGCUUGAUCCUGAUGGAUUCCAAGGUGACCGAGAAUGGCUGGCAGAGGUCAACUAUUUAGGGCAGCUUAGUCACCCAAAUCUUGUGAAGCUAAUUGGGUACUGCUGUGAUGAUGACCACAGGUUGUUGGUUUAUGAAUACAUGGCUGGUGGAAACCUAGAAAAACACCUUUUCCGCAGAGUGGGUUGUCCUUUAACUUGGUCAAAAAGAAUGAGGAUUGCUCUGGAUACAGCAAAAGGGCUUGCUUGCCUUCAUGGUGCAGAAAGACCUAUCAUCUAUCGUGAUUUCAAGACGUCAAACAUCUUACUGGAUGAGGAUUUUAAUGCCAAGCUUUCAGAUUUCGGGCUUGCAAAGGAUGGGCCUAUGGGAGACCAGACCCAUGUGUCAACACGAGUGAUGGGCACGUAUGGAUAUGCUGCUCCUGAAUAUGUUAUGACUGGGCACUUAACAGCGCGAAGUGAUGUUUAUGGUUUCGGGGUGGUGUUACUUGAGAUGCUCCUCGGAAAAAGUGCAUUGGACAAGAGCAGACCUAGCAGAGAGCACAACCUGGUCGAGUGGGCACGUCCACUUUUGAACCAUAAUAAGAAACUUCUUAGAAUCUUAGACCCUAGAAUGGAUGGGCAGUACUCUUCCAGAACUGCAAUGAAGGUGGCGAAUUUGGCGUACCAGUGCCUUAGCCAAAACCCAAAAGGGAGACCUCUUAUGAACCAGGUGGUUGAAUUACUCGAGACUUUGCAGACAAAGGAAGAAGAUGCAGUGCUUCAGACUGGAGUACCAGUGACCCUGUACGAAGAUCCGAAGCAUUCUCCUCAUGGCUCUGAAAAGAUGAGAAGAAAGACGAAGCCGGCAAACGAAAGGAGCAAGAGUGAGCCUCCAUCUGAACUUGACCUCUGUAGCCUGCCUAACGAUUUUGACUCUGCUAUGAAAUCAGAAUCUAGCAGAAGGUAAACACUUUUUGUUCCAGAAAUGGAUGGGAAGCUGAAUAGGCUUAUAAAAACUAUUUCUUCUCCCUUCGUACUAAGUGGAGUUUGAAUUUUCUUUUAUUAUUAUUGUUAAUUAUCCUACAAUGAGCUUAUUUUGUACAAUUUUGUAUACUCUAUAAAUUAAAAUUAAGUGAGCUUCAUUUA
Messenger RNA from Tripterygium wilfordii, 1828 nucleotides. Its product is annotated as probable serine/threonine-protein kinase PBL17. Gene Ontology annotation, molecular function: protein kinase activity; ATP binding. The record is from RefSeq and is a predicted model, not a curated record. The coding region runs from base 276 to 1649 and encodes 457 amino acids. Gene Ontology annotation, biological process: protein phosphorylation. NCBI's taxonomy places the organism in Eukaryota, Viridiplantae, Streptophyta, Magnoliopsida, Celastrales, Celastraceae. The transcript is spliced from 6 exons.